This is a messenger RNA of Haliaeetus leucocephalus (bald eagle), 726 nucleotides long. Its product is annotated as FAS-associated factor 1-like. The coding region runs from base 172 to 726 and encodes 184 amino acids. The transcript is spliced from 6 exons. NCBI's taxonomy places the organism in Eukaryota, Metazoa, Chordata, Aves, Accipitriformes, Accipitridae. The record is from RefSeq and is a predicted model, not a curated record.
GCCCCCCCGACCGCCGCGGAGCUGCCAGGUGGGGCAGCCCGGGGGCGACCGCGGGAGCCUGAGAGGAACCCGGCGCCUCGAUGAGCUCCUAGCUCCCACCCUGCCCCGUCCUCGCCGGCAGCAGCUCCAGGUGCGCGGGUCAGAGCAGAGCCGGGGACGCAGCUGGCUGCAAUGGCGUCCAACAUGGACCGAGAAAUGAUAUUGGCUGAUUUCCAGGCAUGUACUGGUAUUGAAAAUAUCGAUGAAGCUAUAACGUUGCUUGAACAAAAUAACUGGGAUUUAGUGGCAGCUAUAAAUGGUGUAAUACCACAAGAAAACGGCAUUCUACAAAGUGAGUACGGUGGAGACACUUUACAUGGACCAGCGUAUGGCCCCACAAGUCAUUCUACAGCAGCUUCUUCAACUCCUUCCUCAUCCUCAGCGUUUCGCCAUGUAGUGCCAUCUAGACAAAUAGUGGAAAGACAACCUCGAAUGCUUGACUUCAGGGUUGAGUACAGAGACAGAAAUGUGGAUGUAGUACUUGAAGACAGCUCCACAGUUGGAGAUAUCAAACAUAUUCUAGAAAAUGAACUUCAAAUUCCUGCAUCUAAAAUGCUGUUAAAAGGGUGGAAGACUGGAGAUGUAGAUGAUAGUACUGUUUUAAAAACUCUACACUUGCCAAAAAAUAAUAGUCUUUAUGUUCUAACACCUGACCUGCCUCCUCCUUCUUCAAGUCAUUCUGGGUAA